Messenger RNA from Letharia columbiana, 2520 nucleotides. RefSeq lists its product as uncharacterized. Gene Ontology annotation, biological process: transmembrane transport. The record is from RefSeq and is a predicted model, not a curated record. NCBI's taxonomy places the organism in Eukaryota, Fungi, Ascomycota, Lecanoromycetes, Lecanorales, Parmeliaceae. Gene Ontology annotation, molecular function: secondary active sulfate transmembrane transporter activity. Gene Ontology annotation, cellular component: membrane. The transcript is spliced from 4 exons. The coding region runs from base 1 to 2520 and encodes 839 amino acids.
AUGUCUUCGCGUGCGGCCGCCAAAGUUGGCCAUGGCCUCGCAAAGGUUUUGGGGAUCAAGCUGCAAUAUCGCAAUCCAACCGGAGCCGGCCAAGUAGACCUGACAAGAGGCGAAUCGGCCUACUCUGUAUCCACAGCCGACACCUUUGUCGAACAGGAGCCGACAUCACUGGAGUGGAUCAGCCAGAUCGCACCUACUCCUCGUACCUUUACAAACUGGGCCUAUCAUCUCUUCCCCUUUACUCAUUGGAUUGGCCGCUACAAUGCGUCUUGGCUCGUCGGAGAUUUGAUCGCAGGUAUCACCGUGGGAGCUGUCGUCGUUCCUCAAUCCAUGGCUUAUGCCAAAUUGGCCCUGCUUCCCGUCCAGUUCGGUCUGUAUUCUUCAUUCAUGGGCGUUUUGAUAUAUUGGUUCUUCGCCACAUCCAAGGAUAUUACCAUUGGCCCCGUCGCCGUCAUGUCAACAGUUACCGGCACCGUGGUCACCGAAGUCAUCAAGGUGCUUCCCGAAUAUAAAGAUCACCCCAACAUCAUUGCUUCAGCACUUGCUGUCAUUGCUGGUGCGGUCAUCUGCUUCAUCGGGCUUAUUCGUUGUGGCUGGAUAGUCGACUUCAUCUCUCUGUCCGCUAUUUCCGCCUACAUGACUGGGUCUGCCUUGAACAUCGCUGUUGGUCAAGUCCCCGCGCUAAUGGGCAUCACUGGAUUCUCCAACAGAGACGCCACCUACAAGGUCUUCAUCCACAUUUUGCAGCAUCUCGGGCGAACCAAGCUCGACGCUGCCUUGGGCCUGACCGCUUUAACUAUGCUAUACAUGAUACGGAGUGUUUGUAACUAUGGAGCUCGAAAGAUGCCACACAGAGCCAAGACGUUUUUCUUCAUUUCGACCCUCCGAACCGCUUUCGUCAUUCUUCUCUACACCCUGAUCAGUUGGCUCAUGAACAGGCAUCACCGCAAGAAGCCUCUCAUCGCGAUUCUGGGCGCAGUGCCCCGAGGAUUUAAGAACGCUGCAGUCCCAACAAUAAACAAGAAGCUCAUCAAAGCCUUCGCAAACCAGCUUCCCGCAUCCAUCAUUGUGAUUCUCAUCGAGCAUAUCGCGAUCGCCAAAUCCUUUGGUCGUAUCAACAAUUACACGAUCGACCCAUCCCAGGAGAUGGUAGCUAUUGGAGUUAGUAAUUUACUUGGCCCGUUCCUUGGAGCUUAUCCAGCUACGGGAUCUUUCUCCCGAACGGCCAUCAAGGCGAAAGCCGGCGUGCGAACUCCGCUCGCUGGUGUAAUAACCGCCCUCGUGGUCCUUCUUGCCAUCUACGCGCUGCCUGCCGUCUUCUUCUACAUUUCCAACGCAAGUUUGUCAGCGGUCAUCAUCCACGCAGUCGGGGACCUGAUCACGCCCCCAAACACCAUUUACCAAUUCUGGCGCAUCUCUCCGUUGGAAGUCAUCAUCUUCUUUGCCGGUGUCAUUGUGACUGUCUUUGCCAGCAUCGAGGAUGGUAUCUAUACAACAAUUUGUGUUUCGGUUGCCGUACUGCUAUUCCGCGUCGUCAAAGCCAAAGGUCGCUUCAUCGGCAAAGUGAAAAUCCAUUCGGUCAUUGGAGAUCACAUGGACGGUCAAAGCGGCUCUUUCGGCUCCAACGACCCUGACAAAUCCACCCGGAAUCUCUUCCUCCCAAUAAGCCACAAUGAUGGCUCCAAUCCCGAAGUCGACGUCGAAUCACCAUACCCGGGCAUCUUCAUGUACCGCUUCUCUGAGGGUUUCAACUACCCUAACGCCAACCACUACCUCGAUGACAUGGUCGCCACCAUCUUCAAAGAAACCCGCCGCACCAACCCUGCCCAAUACCCCAGACUCGGCGACCGCCCCUGGAACGACCCUGGCCCUCGCCGCGGCCAACCCAUCCCCAUCCAACCCGACAAACCCACCCUCAAAGCCAUCAUCCUUGACUUCUCCUCCGUCAACAACGUCGACAUCACGUCCGUCCAACACCUCAUCGACGUCCGCAACCAACUCGACCGCUACGCCUCCCCGGACACCGUGGACUGGCACCUCGCCUGCAUCAACAACCGCUGGACCAAGCGAGCCCUCGCCUCCGCCGGCUUCGGCUUCCCCACCCCCCAAGGCGACGCGCCGGCGUUCGAGCGCUGGAAGCCCGUCUUCAGCGUGGCGGAAAUCGGCGGCCAGAACAGCGCGGCGGCGGCCGCCGAGUACGACGUGAACGAGAAGGCGCUGAGGCGCCAGCGGACGGAGGAAGCACGGAGCCGCAGCAUCGGCGGCGACAAGGCCGACGCCAUCGCCCGCGGCCUCGACACCGCCAGCUCCACCAGCGGCAGCGAUCUCGCGCUGCAGCUCGAGAACAGCAAAGCGUACGGCGGCGGCAAGGGCCCCCGGGCCCGGGUGGCGGCCGUGCACGGGCUCAACAAGCCGCUGUUCCACGUCGAUCUGACGAGCGCGCUGCAGAGCGCCGUCGCCAAUGUGGAGAUGAGAGGCGACGGGGCUGUGGCCAAGGGAGUGGGUACCGAGGGGGUUUGA